Paramecium tetraurelia is the source of this 1128-nucleotide messenger RNA. RefSeq lists its product as uncharacterized. The transcript has 5 exons. NCBI's taxonomy places the organism in Eukaryota, Ciliophora, Oligohymenophorea, Peniculida, Parameciidae. The record is from RefSeq and is a predicted model, not a curated record. Gene Ontology annotation, biological process: activation of GTPase activity. Gene Ontology annotation, molecular function: GTPase activator activity.
AUGGCAUUUUUAAAGAAAUUCUUUGGAUAAAAAACAGAUUCUUAAAGUUCUCUGUAUAAGACUAACUUAAAUGAAAUUUAUAAUAAAUCGCCAUUUCAAAAAAAAUAAAUUUCCUCAACGAUUCAGGAUUAAAAAAAAUUAGAGCAAUUUGAACUUGUACUUGAACAACAAAUAAUUGAUUUGGAGGCUCUUAAGAAACUCACAUGGAGAGGAAUACCUAAUGAAUAUAGAGCUAAAGUGUGGAAAUUAAUUGUAAAAUAUAUUCCUCCUAAUCACAUGAAUAAGAUUAUCAACAAUACAUUAAGAAAUUAUUACGAACAUAUGAACGAACAAGAAAGGGAUGAAAACGAGAGGAAAAUCAUAAAGAUUAUAUAAAAUGAUGUCUUGAGAACUCAGCCUGAUUAUAAACUAUUUAGAGAUCCCAGGAUUCAAGAAAUGUUUAAGAGGCUUUUAUUUAUAUGGAAUAUGCGACAUCCUAUGAGUGGCUAUGUUCAAGGAAUCAAUGAUGUGGCAUCGCCUUUAGUUGUAGUAUUCUUGAAUGAAUAUGUUCCAAUAGAUUUCAAUUCUUUUGAUGUCCCUUCUAAUUUUGACAAAUUGCCAGAAGAAAUCUUGAUUGAUAUUGAAGCUGAUAUUUAUUGGUGUUUAUGCAAAAUAAUUGAAAACAUUUAAGAUUAUUUCACUGCAAAUUAACCAGGCGUUUAGGAAGCAUAUGUAAAAAUCAGGGAACUCAUCAAAAUACUUGACUAUCCCUUGUAUCAAUACUUUGAGGAUCAACAAAUAGAUUUGAAUCACUUCGCCUUUAGAUGGGUGUUAUGCCUAUUGAUAAGAGAGUUUCCAUUAUCCUUAACGAUCAGAUUAUUGGAUACUUAUUUAGCUGAAGGCGAUGAAAUGGCCAAUUUGCAUGUGUACACAGUAACAAACCUAAUUCUUAAAUGUGCACCUGAAAUCAAAUCAAAGAAUAUGAGUGAAGCAGUCAUAUUUUUAUAGAAUUUACCAACUAAGGAAUGGACAGAAGUACAACUUGAGAUGCUCUUGCAAGAAGCAUUUGUUUUUCAAGAUCAUUUCGAGAAAACCAAAGGUCAUCUAAAAUUAAAUUAAGGCAACACAAAUAGAAGUAGCAUUCUCUGA